Solanum tuberosum (potato) is the source of this 1614-nucleotide messenger RNA. RefSeq names its product NAC domain-containing protein 78-like. Gene Ontology annotation, biological process: regulation of DNA-templated transcription. The transcript is spliced from 5 exons. The record is from RefSeq and is a predicted model, not a curated record. NCBI's taxonomy places the organism in Eukaryota, Viridiplantae, Streptophyta, Magnoliopsida, Solanales, Solanaceae. Bases 178 to 1380 code for a protein of 400 amino acids. Gene Ontology annotation, molecular function: DNA binding.
ACCCCACCCCUUCUUCUCCUUUUUAAAGCUUUGCUUCACUUCUAAUCUUCUCAAACCUAACACCCUUUUCCCCCUUUUAUACUUCUCUCUGUUUGUUUUGUAUGUAUCUGUUGUUUCUCUGGUGGGUUUCUUGAAAGGAAUCCUGAUUUUCAUUUUCUUGGUUUUUUGGCCCCGGAAAUGGAGCAAGAGGGUGCACUUGUUCUAGCACCGGCGCCGGUGGGGCCGGUGACGCCGAGGAGAGCAGUGGCAGCUCCGGCGACGUCUUUAGCACCGGGAUUCAGGUUUCAUCCGACAGAUGAGGAAUUAGUGAGGUACUAUUUAAGGAGGAAGGCUUGUGGGAAACCGUUUCGGAUUGAGGCUGUUUCUGAAAUUGAUGUUUACAAAUCUGAGCCAUGGGACCUUAGAGAUUAUUCAUCUCUGAAGACCAGAGAUUUAGAGUGGUAUUUUUUCAGCCCUGUAGAUAGGAAGUAUGGGAAUGGAUCUAGACUUAAUAGAGCCACUGGACAGGGCUACUGGAAAGCUACUGGAAAGGAUCGUCCUGUUCGCCACAAGUCUGAGACCAUUGGAAUGAAGAAAACGCUUGUUUUCCAUAAUGGUCGAGCUCCUGAUGGAAAGAGAACUAACUGGGUAAUGCAUGAGUACAGACUUGCCGAUGAAGAAUUGGAGGCAGCUGGAGUUGUGCAGGAUGCCUUUGUGCUCUGUCGAAUCUUCCAAAAAAGUGGAUUAGGGCCUCCUAAUGGCGACAGAUAUGCACCAUUUAUCGAGGAGGAAUGGAAUGACGACACAACUCUCAUGGUUCCUGGAGGAGAGACCGAGGAUGACGUGGCCAAUGGUGAUGAAGCGCGAGUUGAGGGAAAUGAGUUUGACCAGGAUGUGCAUGGGAAGGCUCCUUGCCAAAGUGAGAACCUGCUUGAGCCUCGACCUCUUUCGUUUGUUUGCAAGAGGGAAAGGUCUGAGGAUCUCGAACUACUCUCUUUAGCUCAAAGCAAAAGAUCGAAGCAUGAUGAUCCUAGCUCUAGCCAUGCAAAUGGUUCUGAAGAUUCAACCACUAGCCAACAGGAUCCACCAACAAAGACGAUGACGACAAAUUACUCCCCUACUCUCUUAACAUUCCCCUUAUUAGAUCCCCUUGAACCAAAAGAAGCUCAACCUUCUAACUCCCUUAAUUUUGACUCUUCCAAUCUUGAAAAAUCUGUUCCUCCAGGUUACUUGAAGUUCAUUAGCAAUUUAGAGAAUGAGAUACUAAAUGUCUCGAUGGAAAGGGAGACUGCGAAGAUUGAAGUGAUGAGAGCUCAAGCUAUGAUCAACAUUCUUCAAUCACGUCUCGAUCUCUUGAACAAGGAGAACGAGGACUUGAGGAGACUCGUUCGAGGAGGUUAGCUGGUAACAACAACUCCAUGUAGUUCUAGUUUUGCAGCUGUUGGCCGAGCAGAGGGCUCCGUUGUAUCGGAGUCCUCCAUUCUUAAAACUGUUAGAGAAAAAUGAAAAUGGCUGGCUAUGUAAUAACUUUAUUUACGUAGUUUUGCUAUAAACUUGUACUUAUGCACCCUUAGCUAUCGACAUAAUGUUGUCUGUUUAACUAGUUUAAAUAAAGUUGAGCGCCUUCAGUUGCAA